Paracoccidioides brasiliensis Pb18 is the source of this 327-nucleotide messenger RNA. RefSeq lists its product as uncharacterized. Bases 1 to 327 code for a protein of 108 amino acids. The record is from RefSeq and is a predicted model, not a curated record. The transcript is spliced from 2 exons.
AUGCCCGUAAUUACCUUGAGAGCCAGAUCGUGGUUUGAGUGUUCACUGAAUAAGCUCGAUACUGAGCUGGAGUGUUUGAAGGUUGUGAAAAUGAUUGACAUGAGCAGUUCCAAUCCCACCAACCAGGAUGACGUUGAGCCUUCCAGCCCAAGUGUUGCUGGCGGGAUCCAAGAUGCGAUGUCUUCUCCAGAUUCAACUGCGCCAGACCUCAGGCACCGCAAGGAAGCCUCAAGUAAGGUGACUCCACAGAUGUGGUAUUCUACCAAGCUGAAGGACCGCGCCCCACCAACUCGAAAGUCAAGGCCUAUAAAAUGUGAAUGCUGUUGA